Urocitellus parryii (Arctic ground squirrel) is the source of this 3252-nucleotide messenger RNA. It is a transcript of the gene Slc19a2, whose product is annotated as solute carrier family 19 member 2. Lineage: Eukaryota; Metazoa; Chordata; Mammalia; Rodentia; Sciuridae. Gene Ontology annotation, biological process: transmembrane transport; thiamine transport. The record is from RefSeq and is a predicted model, not a curated record. Gene Ontology annotation, molecular function: thiamine transmembrane transporter activity. Gene Ontology annotation, cellular component: plasma membrane.
ACCCAGGAGAUGAGCGCAAGCCCUGGAGAUUCCUGUCAUGCUUUGUCUUUGAAAACUAUGCCAAGACUCUUGUUUUGUUUUGAAAUGAGAUUGAUCAUUCCCGAUUGCUUGGAUGACUCAGAGUUUCCACUUUCUUCUGCACCGUAGAUUACACUGUGCAGUUCAAUGGUUCUCGCCACAGCUCUCGCAAACAGCGCGGCGGGGAAGCCCGCGGGCGGCCUCGGGGCUCCCGGGCGGUUCGGCGCCCAGGCUCGCUCUCCCUCGCGCUCUGGGCGGCGCGAGGCGCCCACUCGCGGCCCUGUCCCACUCGGGCGGAGGAACCCAGUUCCACACGUGGCGCUGGGGAAAAGGGCUGCCACUCCCCGCCUCUGCCGGCAGUGGUCGCCACGUCUUUCGAGGAGGACACCUUUGCGGGCCUCAGAGGGACGGUGACAAAUUGUGAAGGAGGUCACUCGCACCGCCUGCCGACACUGAGGCACAGGGGACGCUGAGCGGGAACGGAGCGGCUGGCAGCGCUGCCCGUUCCGCGAGCCCGCCGCCAGCCCCCUCGACGUCAGCGUCUGGCGAGGCGCCGCCGCCGACCAAUCGGGGUGAAGCUGAGUGCCGGGCGCCUACCGUGAUUGGCCCCGACCUGGAGGCGGCGGCGAGGGGGCGGGCGGUGGAGCCGGGCGGCUCUGCAGGACGCGUGAGGGAGGCUAGGCUCCGCCCUGCGGCCGCCGGCCCGGAGCGGCUGGCCCUGCGGAGAAGAGGUGUCACUAGAGGUUGUAGGUGUCGCCACCUGGGACUCCCUCCAGUUGGCGGAGCAGAAGGAAGGGGCCGGGCCGAUCCCCUCCCGCGCCCCGAAUGGAUGUGCCCGGCCCUGUGUCCCGGCGGGCGGCGGCGGCGGCGGCCACCAUGCUCCUGCGCACUGCGCGGGUCCCUCGCGAGUGCUGGUUCUUGCCCACCGCGCUGCUCUGCGCGUACGGCUUCUUCGCCAGCCUGCGGCCCUCCGAGCCCUUCCUCACGCCCUACCUGCUGGGGCCCGACAAGAACCUGACGGAGCGGGAGGUCUUCAAUGAAAUUUAUCCAGUUUGGACAUACUCUUACCUGGUGCUGCUGUUUCCUGUGUUCCUUGCUACAGACUACCUCCGUUAUAAACCUGUUGUUCUACUACAGGGACUCAGCCUUAUUGUUACAUGGUUCAUGCUGCUCUAUGCCCAGGGACUGCUGGCCAUUCAGUUCUUAGAAUUCUUCUAUGGCAUCGCCACAGCCACAGAAAUUGCCUAUUACUCUUAUAUCUACAGUGUAGUGGACCUAGGCAUGUACCAGAAAGUCACAAGUUACUGCCGAAGUGCCACCUUGGUGGGCUUCACAGUGGGCUCUGUCCUAGGGCAGAUUCUUGUCUCAGUAGCAGGCUGGUCCCUAUUCAGCUUGAAUGUCAUCUCUCUUACUUGUGUUUCCGUGGCUUUUGCUGUGGCCUGGUUCCUGCCCAUGCCACAGAAGAGCCUCUUCUUUCACCACAUUCCUUCUACCUGCCAGAGAGUAAAUGGCAUCAAGGUACAAAAUGGUGGCAUUAUUUCUAACACGCCAGCUUCUAACCACCUUCCUGGGUGGGAGGACAUGGAAUCCAAAAUCCCUCUAAAUUUGGAGGAGCCUCCGCAUGAGGAACUGGAGCCCAGGGCAGAUCGUCUCCUUGUGCUGAAGGUGCUGUGGAAUGACUUCUUGAUCUGCUACUCUUCCCGCCCUCUACUCUGCUGGUCUGUGUGGUGGGCCCUCUCCACCUGUGGCUAUUUUCAAGUUGUGAACUACACACAGGGCCUAUGGGAGAAGGUGAUGUCUUCUCGCCAUGCUGCAAUCUACAAUGGUGGCGUGGAGGCCGUUUCAACCUUACUAGGUGCUAUUGCUGUGUUUAUGGUUGGUUAUAUAAAAAUAUCCUGGUCAACUUGGGGAGAAAUGACACUAUCUUUGUGCUCUCUCCUGAUUGCUGCUGCAGUGUAUGUCAUGGACACUGUGGGUGACAUUUGGGUGUGCUAUGCAUCCUAUGUUGUCUUCAGAACCAUCUACAUGUUACUCAUCACGAUAGCAACUUUUCAGAUUGCUGCAAACCUCAGCAUGGAACGCUAUGCCCUAGUGUUUGGUGUAAAUACCUUCAUUGCCCUUGCACUGCAGACUCUGCUCACGCUGAUUGUGGUAGAUGCCAGUGGCCUUGGCCUACAAAUUGAGACUCAGUUCCUGAUCUACGCCAGUUAUUUUGCAUUCAUUGCUGUGGUUUUCCUGGUAAAUGGUGCAGUCAGUGUUAUCAAGAAAUACAGACAGCAGGAAGAUCAAGAAUCAAGUUCUGCAGUAACUGCUUCAUAAUACACUGCUGAAUGGGCUGCUUCUUAUGGCAAGAACUCUGCAUAGCAACUGCCUGGAUGUAUUUAAUUUUUUAAGGUUUAGGCAAAUAUUUAUGAAUAUGCAUAUUUCAUGGCUUCAAAGCAGCCACUUAACUAACACCUUAUAUUACUGGAGUAUUAUGGUCCUGUUGAGAGGAGCCAGCAGUGAAGUUUAAUUCAUGGAUUAUUUUUGAGAGCUAAUUUAAGGAUGACUUUUUUCUGAUUCAGAAGUGAACUUGAUUUUGAAAACUAAGUAAUCAAAAGCAGUCAAGCAGCACAUGUGUUAUAUACUUGAUUAGCAAAUGAGUUUGGUGUUGAAUAGGUCACAUGCACCUCUGUAUCCACUAGCUGGAGAUUUGGCCUGAUGGGACAGGGCUUCAAAGAAGCCACACGAUGUUACAAACCUUGAGAAAAAUAUGUCCUAUCAGCACCUGCCUCUAUUCAACUUCAUUCUAAUCUCUGUGUUACUCACAUGCAUUUGUGUUUCUACAGAUGACAGUUGUUCUAUCACUGGCAAUAUUUGCUCUGGUUUAAUGUUCUGUCCUGUAAGGAGUAUGUGUUCUCAUUUUUAAGUUAUUUUAAAAAAUUCAUUGUAUUAAUGUUUUUGGUUCCUAUCUUGACCAUKAUGUAUUUGAAAACUCUUUAGAAGUACAUUUUUUGCAUUAUUCUUAUGCUUCCCAGAGAAGCUCACUUAGAAAAGAUAAGUUUCAAGCUUUCUAGUAAUCUAAAUGAAGAGACAUAAUCAGUAGGUUUUUUUGUCUUUUGUAAUUCAAUAUGAAGGACUAUUAAUUCCAUGAUGAAAAACUCAUGUGGGUUAAAGAUACAACUAAUCCAUCUUGUUUUUUCAUUCCCUUUUUUUUCCAAAAAAAAAAAAAAAAAACAAAACAAAAACAAACAA